This is a messenger RNA of Rhinocladiella mackenziei CBS 650.93, 1404 nucleotides long. RefSeq lists its product as uncharacterized. Gene Ontology annotation, biological process: vesicle-mediated transport; small GTPase-mediated signal transduction; protein transport. The record is from RefSeq and is a predicted model, not a curated record. The transcript is spliced from 6 exons. Lineage: Eukaryota; Fungi; Ascomycota; Eurotiomycetes; Chaetothyriales; Herpotrichiellaceae. Gene Ontology annotation, molecular function: Rab GDP-dissociation inhibitor activity. The coding region runs from base 1 to 1404 and encodes 467 amino acids. Gene Ontology annotation, cellular component: cytoplasm.
AUGGAUGAGAUCGCCCCUGAAUAUGAUGUUAUUGUCCUCGGCACAGGAUUGACGGAAUGUGUGCUUUCUGGUGUCCUUUCCGUGAAAGGCAAGAAAGUCCUCCACAUUGACCGAAAUGAUCACUACGGCGGAGAGGCGGCGUCCGUGAAUAUCGAGACCUUGUUCAAGAAAUAUGGCAACUUUCGAGAAGGAGAAGAACCGUGGAAGAAGUACGGGCGAAUUAACGACUGGAACGUCGAUCUCGUGCCGAAACUCCUCAUGGCCAAUGGCGAGCUUACCAAUAUCCUCGUUUCGACCGACGUCACUCGAUACCUCGAGUUCAAGCAGAUCGCAGGCAGCUUUGUACAACAGGGGUCAGGACCCAGGGCCACGGUGGCCAAGGUUCCGUCCACUGCUGCUGAAGCCCUCAGUUCACCCUUGAUGGGCCUAUUUGAAAAGAGACGGGCGAAGAAGUUCUUGGAAUGGGUGGGUGCUUUUGAAGAGAGCGACCCGUCCACUCACAACGGAAUGAAUCUCAAUCAAUGCACGAUGAAAGAUGUCUACGACAAAUUUGGUCUAGAAGCAACCACCCGAGAUUUCAUCGGUCAUUCAAUGGCCCUUUACUCGACCGAUGAAUAUAUCAGCACUCCCGGAAUGGCAAAGGAAACAAUUGAGAGAAUCCGUCUUUAUGCCAAUUCCAUGGCUCGCUACGGAAAAUCUCCGUAUAUCUACCCCCUCUACGGUUUGGGUGAACUACCACAAGGCUUUGCCCGUCUUUCCGCCAUUUAUGGAGGCACGUACAUGCUCAACACCUCCGUCGACGAGUUCUUGUAUGAAAACGGUAAAGCCAGCGGUAUCAAAGCGACAAUGAAAGAGCGUGGCGAAGAAGGGGAAGGAAUGAAGUUCACCACGAAGACCAAAAUGAUUUUGGGUGACCCAUCGUACUUCCCCGGCAAAGUCCAGAUUGUCGGUCACUUGCUCAAGGCGAUUUGCAUUCUCAACCAUCCCCUCGACAAGACUGGAGACACCGACUCCCUCCAACUCAUCAUCCCACAAUCACAGGUCGGACGCAAGCACGACAUCUACAUCGCCAUGGUGUCAUCCGCCCACAACGUUUGUCCCAGGGGCUAUUACAUUGCGAUCGUGUCGACCAUUGCUGAGACCUCUGCCAACCACCAUCUUGAACUCGCUCCUGGAUUGGAACGACUAGGCCGAAUCGAAGAGAAAUUCAUGGGCUCCCCAAUCCCACUGUAUCAGCCUCUCGAGAGCGGAGUGAAUGAUCAAAUCUUCAUCUCCAACAGCUUUGACGCGUCAAGUCACUUUGAAACCGUCACCGAGAAUGUACGAGACAUCUACCGCAGAGCUAUGGGCGAGGAAUUGAAAGUCGAAGGGUUGAGGGAGGGUCAGACUUUGGCGGAAGAGUAG